Molecule: messenger RNA, 981 nt
Organism: Pistacia vera
Lineage: Eukaryota; Viridiplantae; Streptophyta; Magnoliopsida; Sapindales; Anacardiaceae
Product: zinc-finger homeodomain protein 4-like
Exons: 1
Coding region: 217-975 (252 amino acids)
Biological process (GO): regulation of developmental process; regulation of DNA-templated transcription
Cellular component (GO): nucleus
Molecular function (GO): transcription cis-regulatory region binding; DNA-binding transcription factor activity
Source: RefSeq, a predicted model, not a curated record
UGGAAAGCAUAUAUAUAAGUUGAACAUUUAUAUCUUUUUAAAGAAUCCAAUGUUUAUGUCAUCGAAACAUAAUCUGUCAGCUUCAUGAUCUCUCUCAUUCUUCUAUCUCCAUCACACAGAGAAACGUGCAUUUAGCCACUGUCUUUAAUUGAUUUUCUUAACGAGUUUUCUGGUUAAUAAAAACAAGAAGAAAAAGGAAGAGUGUGAGAGAGGAAGAUGAUGAGUUGUUCAAGCCCACAAGAUGAUCAAAAAUCUACUUCAAGAAAUAAUGGUCUAAUCGUCCUUUCUUCAUCAGCGAGACAAACACCAUCAAAUGGGCAUGCCCCUCAAAGCCCGGAGGACCAAAAGCCAUACAAGAAAGUAGUGAAGUACAAGGAAUGUCUGAAGAAUCAUGCAGCUGCCAUUGGUGGUAGUGCCACAGAUGGGUGUGGUGAGUUCAUGCCAAGUGGAGAAGAAGGCACCAUUGAAGCUCUGAAAUGCUCAGCCUGCAACUGUCAUAGAAAUUUCCAUAAAAAGAUAGAAUGUGAUUGUCCGUUUGAAUGCUAUCAUCACUCACCAGUUGUUCCAAUGGUCAACAGUGGUGGGAGAGCUCUCGUUCUGAGCCAUCAUCACAAUCACCCAGCUGCAAGUACCUUCAUUUCUUUAGGGGGAGAGCCGACUCAUCACCACCAGCUGAUAAUGCCAUACAAAAGUGGGUCAGCCAUUUCAGAAUCUGAUGAAAAAGACGAUGGAGGUGGGGUUGUGGGAAGGCCACUUGAGCAUCAAAAAAUGAGAAAGAGGUUUAGGACAAAGUUCUCACAAGAACAGAAGGAGAAGAUGUUGAAGUUCGCCGAGAGGGCUGAAUGGAGAAUACAAAAACUAGAGGAAUCGAUUGUUCAACAGUUCUGCCAAGAGAUUGGGAUCAAGAGAAGAGUCCUCAAGGUUUGGAUGCACAAUAACAAGCAUAGCCUGGCCAAGAAAAACUCCAUUAAUUAGUUAAAG